GUUUGUCAAGAUGGCGGCUGGAAUGUAUCUAGAGCACUAUCUGGACAGCAUAGAGAAUCUUCCCUUUGAACUGCAGAGGAACUUCCAACUGAUGCGAGAUCUGGACCAGAGGACAGAGGAUCUGAAAGGGCAGAUUGAUUCUCUGGCUCGUGAAUACACGGCUAAUGCUCGGACACUGUCCUCUGAACAGAAGCUCUCGCUGUUAAGACAAAUCCAGCAGUCUUAUGGGAAGUGUAAAGAGUUUGGAGAUGACAAGGUCCAACUCGCCAUGCAAACUUAUGAAAUGGUGGAUAAGCAUAUUCGGAGGUUGGAUACAGACCUGGCUCGCUUCGAGGCCGACCUCAAGGAGAAACAGAUAGAGAGUACCGAUUAUGACUCUACAUCCAGCAAGGGCAACAAGAGUGACCAGCGAGUGCCCAAGAAGAAGGAGGUGGCUCGCACAAGGUCAAAGGUCAAAAACUCAGAUGAUGACUGCAGCUCAAAGAGCGGACAGAAGAAGGUCAAACUCACGCAAAGUUCUGAGUUUUCUUCGCCGGCUGUGAACUUUGGAAACGUGCACCCCUCGGAUGUGCUGGACAUGCCAGUCGAUCCCAACGAACCCACCUAUUGCCUCUGCCACCAGGUCUCAUAUGGGGAGAUGAUUGGCUGUGACAAUACAGAUUGCUCGAUUGAGUGGUUCCACUUUGCCUGUGUGGGACUGACCACCAAGCCCAGGGGGAAAUGGUAUUGCCCAAGAUGUUCACAGGAGCGAAAGAAAAAAUGAACAUGCAAUUUAAAAACAAUGAUUCACAGAGAGGGAGUUAGCGGGAGUGUGUGUUAAACGUGUUUUAAAGGCCCUCCAUAGACACUAAUAUAGAUCCACUCUCCACUUAAUCUGGUGCUUGUCCUCCUUUCUUCCAUCUUCACAUCCCUCUUUCAGUCUGAUAAAAAAGAAGGGAUGAUGGGUGAAGAUGAAGGAGGUGUAGUUAUAACAGUAGCUUUAUUUAUGUGUUCAGUAAUGAAGAUUACUUUUGUUAUUGAGUAUUUUUAUUUUGUUUUGGUUCUGCGUUUUUAUAUUCUUAUAUUUUCAGUUUGUUUAUUUGGUUCUUUAUUAUGCAUUAUUAUUAUUCUGUAAGUCAGCACAUAAACUCAGUAGUCAAAUCAAUCAGGGAACAUAUCAGGAUUUUUAAUACUUACUUACAGUUCUCAUUUACAGUUGUAAUUCCAGGUGGUCUCAGACUGGAUAUUUGCAAACAAUAUCCCUCUCAGAGGAUAAUCUGCGACAGUUUCUAAUUUAUCUCAGUUUUCGCAUUUACAAGACAAAAAAACAAGUCUCAGUUCAGCAGAUUGAUAAAGCCUCCCCUAACCCGAUCCCUUACUUAACUACUUUUCUCAUUUCAAUAUUCAUAAAAGGGCAGUAGCUACAUCAAUGUACCUGAACAGACUUUUGUUUUGAUAAACCAGCAUUAACAGGACAUAGCUGCUCACUAGGAACUGCUGAUCUGAAACUGCAUUAAAGCUAGGGUGUGUAAUCCAGAGAGGCUAGCAGUUAGCAAGCUAGCUUUGAAAGCAUAGAGCCCGCCCUCGCUUCAGAGGUGUCUCCAAAGCCACGCCUCCUCUAUCACACAUGAACACACAGAGCAGAGUUCAUUCUGCUUUUAGCACGCUCUUGAUCCAGAUGUUUUUUCAUUGUAGAAGUUUCUAACAUGGUCUUUCUUUUCUUGUUUCCUUUUACUGGUGGUUAAGGAGGAACAUAAGGUAGCUGCGGUUCGCCUUCCAUUCUCGCACUCGCUCUGCACAGCGUCAAGGAACCCGCGCUGAUGACAUGUGAUUGUCUGCGCGAACAAGUUGCGCGGCAGUAUACAAAUAUAGAUUGACAGACAGGAAGGACAUCCUAUCAUUACAUUCGGACCAAAUGCAAUGUUUGGUCGAUCAUUUUUUUUAGUCCUGUUCCUUCCACAGAAGAUAUAUAUCUAUUUAUUUACAUUUAGACCACUUAAAUUAUUGAUUGCUAUCAGGAUGUGAAGAGACUUUCAACCAGUAUAACAAAAAAUGUUUCUGGAAAAGAUUGCACACCCUAGCUUUAAGCUUGACAUUGACACAGUACAGAGCCCUUUUAGUUCUGCUACCUUUGACUUAUGCACAUUCAAAAAUAUUGUAUAGAAACAAUGCACUUGAAGACCACCUCUUCACUUCAGGUUCAUUCCACAACUGUAGUUUUCAAUGCAAACAUGUUUUGGUGCUUAUCACACACUACUUUGAUCACAUUGAAUAGGUCGCAUUCCACUCUACUCUGAUAGACUGUCGAAAAGCAUUAAGACAGCAUUUACCUCAGUUGUUUUAAUCAAACUGACGCCCAGUCAUUAAUGCAUUUAGCGCUUUUCAUUGUAACCUCUGAACAGAAUUGUUCUUUAUGACUGGGUUUUGGUGCUUUUGAAUAUAUUAACUGUAAAGUGUUUGACAUGGUUACAUGUGUUGACAUUGUUAAAGCAGUAUGAGACAUUUUGAAAGAUUUCAGAAUCGAAUAUGGUGAUAUCAACCUGUUUUUAAAGGUGCACACAGUAAUUUGUUUCCUAAUUUAAAAACAAAAAUGUUUUACUCCUAAAGAAAUUAAUUGUAAUUCUGAAACAUAUGUAUGAAAUCAUGACCAUUCACAUAAGAAGAUUCCAGUCAUAUCAGUAAUCUUAUAAAAGCUGUUUUUUUGUUUUCAAAUAGAGAGGGCCCCCUCAUGGGGGCUGACAUGUUAAAAUUACAUGACUAGUCGAAUACUGCUCGCUUAAUCUCAGUAAUUGCCCUGUUUUUGGACACUUUCACUCUUGGAUUAAAAUAAUCAUGGCUGACUGUGAAUAGUGAAUUUCUGCAAUGGCAUCUGUAACUGAAAACUUGAUUUCGAAUGAUGCUGCAUCCAUGCCGCUAGGUGUCACUGUAAGUCCAAGAUGACAGAAAAAAAAGGUUUUAGAUUUUAAGGCUUUAAGAUUUGGUGGUCAGACUAUGCUGUUAACAUUUUUUUCAUAACCUGGUGCUACGCAGUGCUUCUUACUGGUUAGUUUUAAACGAUAAUAUUGUCUGGUCUAUGAUGAAGGCUUUGUGUCACGUGUUCUUUGCUAUUGUCAUGUAACAUUGUGAUUUGAUUUGUCCAGAUAUUCUAAAGUACUGUACUAAUGUCAGAUUUUGGGUUUGGUGACUUCCAUGCUGAAUGAACAAAGCCUUACGUCUGAAAGCA
Myxocyprinus asiaticus (Chinese sucker) is the source of this 3202-nucleotide messenger RNA. RefSeq names its product inhibitor of growth family, member 4 (gene ing4). NCBI's taxonomy places the organism in Eukaryota, Metazoa, Chordata, Actinopteri, Cypriniformes, Catostomidae. Gene Ontology annotation, biological process: regulation of DNA-templated transcription; positive regulation of apoptotic process. The transcript has 8 exons. The record is from RefSeq and is a predicted model, not a curated record. Gene Ontology annotation, cellular component: nucleus. Bases 11 to 763 code for a protein of 250 amino acids.